ACUGUUUCCAUUCUCUGAAGAUCAGUUACUUUCUUUUCAUAUCAAACUUUUGUAGAGACUGAAGAUGAGCUGGAAGUACCCUCCAAACAGCUAUUACUAUGACUGUCAGAGUGGAAGCUCUGGAAGCCAGUAUGGGCAACCAUACCAAGGAUCAGAAAUUUGUUUUACAGACCCUGAAACUGUGUAUAUAAAAGGUGCCUGCAAAAAUAAUGGAAGAGAAGGAGCACAAGGAGGUAUUGGUACCUGCUGGGGACCAAACCAUAAAUUUAACACAAGUAGUACAUUUUCUGGACGACAGACAAAUCAAAGUGCAUCAUUAGAAGCAGCUACAAAAGGCAUUGAGCAAGCAAAGGCUCAAAAUAAGGACAAAAUCACUGUGUGCACAGAUAACCAACUUAUCACUCAAGGUAUGAACGAGUGGAUUGACAAGUGGAAAGCAAAUGACUGGAAAACAAGUAAAAAUAAAGAUGUUGUCCACAAAGAGCAAUUUGCCAAAUUGGAUUCUAUGACUAGGGACAUGAAUGUCGAAUGGAAAUAUGUACCUGCUGGUUCAAAAGUAGAAGGCAAUACUGAAGCUCGAAGACUAGCAAAAGAUGCAACUAGAAGGAAGUGAGAAAACUAGAUCAAUACAUAAGAUGGUUAAAGUUUCCCUGUUUAACACUGCAAUACCUUUUCUCUCCCCUAUUCCCUUGUUUUGGAAUUAUACUUCAUGGCUAUCUUUGCUGUUUUUUUUUUUUUUCUCUCUGCUGUUUUAAUUUUUCCUGAUACAAACAAGAAAGGAAUGCAUACUGUAGAAAUUGUUCAAGAGAAGUCUUUAUUUACCCAGCAGCUACUCCCUCCUCCCCCCCCUCCCCCGCCAUUCCCUCAAGUAUGUACUCAACAUUCCAAUCAUAUUAGUUGGAAUUUAGUAGGAAUAAAAAUUCAAUAAAAGUCUUGUUUUCCACU
This is a messenger RNA of Sarcophilus harrisii (Tasmanian devil), 945 nucleotides long. Its product is annotated as ribonuclease H1. The transcript is spliced from 6 exons. The coding region runs from base 65 to 613 and encodes 182 amino acids. The record is from RefSeq and is a predicted model, not a curated record. Gene Ontology annotation, molecular function: RNA-DNA hybrid ribonuclease activity; nucleic acid binding. Lineage: Eukaryota; Metazoa; Chordata; Mammalia; Dasyuromorphia; Dasyuridae. Gene Ontology annotation, biological process: DNA replication, removal of RNA primer.